UUCCUUUUAGCCAACUUUUAAACAAGUUUGUUCAAAACCGUAUUAAAUAUUUACUCUCUUGUGAAGGGGCUGAAAAGCAGCGGUGCCGAAGCUUGUCGCAGUUAAUUUGAUAGCCAGCCUUGUUCUCUCCCUCUCUCUUUUUACUUUUCCACGUGGAAAAAGGUUUAUCAGACAACUCGAGCAACGACGCUGUCCGCUUUUGGCGUGGCCCUCGGCACAGGUUCUACCACACAAUAACACGUAACGAUUUUAGGCGAACCGAAUACAGCCCUUCAGCAUGCGCUGAAGCUGAAUAAGGAAACCGGACACACAAACAGGCAUGCAUAUUACACAUACACGCGCGCGCGCGCGCGUACAGACACACGCGACCAGGUCAAAAGUUGACUGCCUCGGCAGCCGCUUGCCUCGGAUCUUCUCUUGUUCCGUCCUUGGCAGAACUGCUUUUCCGCCUAAGGUAACCAGUGUCGUGGGAAGGAGCUGGAAGACGGGGGUGGUGGGGGUGGAAUUCGGUGGGGGCUCGUCGUCGCCUGCCCGUUCCUGUCGGCGAAAGGUCCGGACCGGAUUUUGCACCUUGUCCCCGGGUCUGCCUCCCGGCCUGGAGAAGCUGGAGCGGCGGCGGCGGCGGCUGCUUUGCUCUGUUUAUUGAGCGCUCUUGUCCUGGUAUCACUCCGCUGGCAUGGAGGAGGAGGAGGAGGAGGAGAGCACUUGAUCAUUGUGAUGGUGGCAGGAGGAGAAGCAGCCAGCAAAGCCGAGCCGAGCCCUAGUCGGUCUGUCUGUGUGGUGUGUAGCAGCACCUCGGCGCCCGCUCUGCAAAUACUUCGGCGAGCUACUUUUGCAGAUCGCCCCGGAUUGUUCACGUGUUGACUUUCCGCAGCUUCGGAGGAUUUGUUCUCUCUCUUUUUGUUUUGUUUUCUCCUUGUAAAGGUUCCCGUUGAAAAUUACAACUGAGCAGCCAAAGUACUUUUUGAGAACACGGUGCGGCAUAAACACCCAAACUUUUGCUCUUUUUUUCCCUCCCUCCCCUUUCCUUCCCCCUCCCCGGAAAGAAAACAUAAUAAGAAAGUGGCGUCGCCUCUCCCCUGAUGUUGUGUGGAGUGUGAGCGCGGUAGUGGUGGUGGAUGUAUGUGUGUCUGUAUGCCCCAGCGGGUGCCUGUGUUAGGUGUCUUGCAAGUGUGUCUAGAAGUGUGAGUGAGGGUGCAUAGAUUCCUGUCUCUCUGCACGCAUGUGGCUACCUGUCUCUCCCUCUCCUUCCCCCCCUUGCUCUCUGUUUUAAUACAUGGGGGGAGACCAAGGAGAUUUUCGGUCCGGAAUUUGUUUUGGACAUGAUGGAUUACUUAAAAGGGAGACAGAUCUGAACUCUCUUGCUUGGAGUUUGCGACGGAACUGCUACUGCUCAGUUUGUUGGGAUUCCUCCUGUGUUUGUUGAUUGUGUCUGGCGAUAACCUUUCAGCACCACCUCCUGAGUUUAGGCUGCCACCCACCCACCCUUUUCCUUUUGGCAUUUUUCUGUCCCCUUCCCAGCCGGAGAGGAUCGACCAGGAGGAAAGAGAGAGGUUUGUCUUUCUUUCGGAGGGGUGGGGUGUGGGGGGGAAACCCUACGAAAACAGCUCCAAACAUUUUGUCUGGAGGGGCUGCCUUCUCUCCCUUUCCAUGGUCCGUUAAAGAGUGUCCCAAGCGAAGGACGCCCUCCCCGCGGCCGCCGCGUUUGUGCCUGGCGUGUGGCGCCCGAGUGCGAAAAGGCAAGGAGCUGGGGAAAAGUUCUUCCAAAAUAGUGUGCACGGGGAAAGGGAUGGGGGAUUUUCCAGCCCCCGCUGCUGCCGCGAACGGCAGCAGCAUUUGCCUCAACAAUACCCUGAACAGCAGCCUCGGCGGGGCCGGGAUCGGCGUGAAUAACGCUCCCCACGGCCCUCCUCCCGGUAACAACGCUACUCAUAGCGGCGGCGGCGGCGGCGGCACCAACGGGAGCGGCGGCAACAUUCCCAAACACAGCACGGUGGUGGAGAGGCUGAGGCAACGCAUCGAGGGCUGCAGGAGGCACCACGUCAACUGCGAGAACAGGUACCAGCAAGCCCAGGUGGAGCAGCUGGAGCUCGAGCGAAGGGACACGGUGAGCCUUUAUCAGAGGACCCUGGAGCAAAGGGCCAAGAAAGCGGGCACCACCGGCAGCGGCGGCAACAGCAAGCAACAGCAUCCGAGCAAACAGCAACAAGAUGCCGAGGCUGCCACGGCUGAGCACAGGAACCACACACUGAUCAUGCUUCAGGAGACAGUGAAGAGGAAGUUGGAAGGAGCACGCUCACCCCUCAAUGGUGAACAGCAGAAUGGCGUCUGUGAGAGUAGCUUCUCUCCAACUGGCAAGCGGAUACGAAAGGAUCCACCUGGGAUUGAGAGAGUCAACAGCUUGCCCAAUAGCCUGCCUUUGCCUUCUCUUUCUCCUCUUCAUCAGCUUGACAUAAAGCCAUCUUUGCCCCUGCAGAACAGCGGAACUCAUGCUGGUGGUCUGGAAGAUGUAAGUAAAAAUGGUGGACUUCCGGAGAUAAAACUCCCAAUCAACGGAUGCACUGAACUUGAGGACAGUUUUAACAUCUUGCACAACAGCAACAGCAAGGAGCUGAAACAAGAGCCCUUGGAUGACCCUAACUGCCUUGACAACUCCGAGACAUCUCUUUCAAAUCAGAAUAAACUCUUUUCGGACAUUAACCUAAAUGAUCAAGAGUGGCAGGAGCUGAUAGAUGAACUGGCCAACACAGUUCCAGAGGAUGAUAUACAAGACUUAUUCAAUGAAGACUUUGAAGACAAAAAGGAACCCGAAUUUCCCAGACCAGCCAUUGAGACUCAGGAGAGUGCAAGUGUCAAAAGUGAUCCAUCCCACUCUCCCUUUGCCCAUGUACCUAUAGGAUCCCCCCAGGUAAGGCCUUCUUCUUCGGGUCCUCCAUUUCCAAAUGUUCCAACAGCUUCUAGCCUACCACCUGUGACUAGUGCACCGCCUGCUCCAGUCCCUGACAGCUCACCAGCAAGUUGCGUGGUUCAGUCACCUCAGACCCCCAACCAAGCCCAUACCCCAGGGCAAACGCAGUCACGAUCAGGCAAUGGCUAUCUCAUUAAUCCGGCAACAGUGACGACAGCAGGCACAGGUCCCACCCAGGUGACUGUACCGAGUGCUGACUUGUCUCCAGCUGAACAGCUUAAACAGAUGGCAGCGCAGCAGCAGCAGCGAGCUAAACUCAUGCAGCAAAAGCAGCAACAGCAGCAGCAUCCAAAUCAAACAUCUAGCUGGUCUCCAGUAGGGCCUCCAUCUAGUCCUUAUGGGGGCCCCUUCAGUACUGAUAAACCAAAUAGCCCAAUGAUGUAUCCCCAAGCCUUUAACAACCAAAAUCCUGUAGUGCCUCCUACAGCGAGCAACCCACAAAAGACUCCAAUGAACAACUACCUCCCUCAAAACCACAUGAACGUGAUCAGUCAACAGCCAAAUAACCUAGGUUCCAACUCUUUGAGCAAGCAAACCAAUAUGCUUUCUUAUGGCAACACUAAACCUCUGACUCAUUACAAUGCUGAUUUAAGUCAAAGAAUGACCCCACCAAUGGCCAAUCCCAGCAAGAAUCCCAUGAUGCCAUACAUGCAGCAGCCGGCCCAGCCGCCUCAGCAGCCACAAAUGCAAGCUCAAAUGACACACUUGAGUGAAGAGCAGAAACGCAUGCUUAUUAUGAAGCAGAAAGGAAUGAUGAAUCAGCCAAUGGCUUAUGGAGCACUUCCCUCUCUUGGCCAGGACCAGCAUGCUGUGGGAUUGUCUCGGUCUACAGGCCCCAUGCAGUCCUCUGUGCCACCUGGAUCCAGUAAUGUGGGGACAAGCCCUGGGAGUGCCAGUUUCUUGAACAACCAGCCUCAAGCAGCCAUUAUGAAACAGAUGCUGAUUGAGCAAAGGGCACAGCUCCAUAUGAUGGAGCAGCAGAAGCAACAGUUUCUGUUACGGGAGCAACGGCAGCAGCAGCAAAUCCUGGCAGAACAGCAUUUGCAUCAGCAGCAGCAACAACAGCAGUCACAUUUACCUCGGCAGCAUCUGCAGCCACAGCAGCGGAAUCCUUAUCCGGUGCAACAGGUCAAUCAGUUCCAAGGUUCUCCACAGGACUUAGCAGCAGCAAGAAGUCAGGCAGCUCUUCAGAGCAUGAGGACGUCCCGAAUGAUGUCCCAGAACACCAGCAUGAUCACCAUGGGGUCGUCCCCAAGCACUGGGGCAAUGUCUGCUGCAGCCGGCCAGUCAGAAAUGGGGAUGGCUCCCUACAGUAACCCAGCAACUAGCCAGCCAGGAAUGUACAAUAUGACCCCAGGAAUGAGCCAAAUGUUGCAGCACCCAAACCAAAGUAGCAUGAGUCUGACCCAUAAUCCAAAUCAGGGGCCGAGGCAGCCUACCUCCACACAAGGGGUUGGCAUGGUUAGCAAUUUUGGUCCAAACAUGUUGGUGAACUCUGCCAUAUCUCAACAACACCAGCAGAUGAAAGGACCUGUGGGCCAGGUUCAUCCCAGACCACAAACUCCCAGACUUCAAAACAUGAUGGGAUCUAUACCACAAGGAGCGCAGAACUGGCAAGCACGGGGGUUACAAGGUAUAUCUGGAAGGACUAGCAGUGAAAUGGGACCUUUCAGUAAUGGUGCUGCUUACCCUAUGCCAUCGGGUCAGCCAAGGCUGCCCAAGCAACAUUUUCCACAAGGCAUUAGCCCAUCCGUCAUGGAUGCAAGCGGAACAGUACGGACCCUUAACCCAGCAAUAGGAAGACAAAUGUUGCAACCACUCCCUGGACAGCAGGGAACCAACAAUCAAGCCAGAACCAUGGUUAUGCCUCCAAUGAGUCAGGCAGUGCCCACUCUGACUGGUUUUAACCAAUCCCCUGUACAACAGAUACCAGGGGGCAACUUCAGCCAGAGCAAUCAAGGUCAGAUUUAUGAGAGGAACCCCACCCAGGACCUAUCAUACAGUUAUAGCACUGAAGGAGCUGGAGGUUCCUUUCCAAAUAUAUCAGAAAGCACAGACCUUGUAGAUUCCAUCAUUAAAGGUGGGCCAGGAGAUGAGUGGAUGCAAGAACUCGAUGAGUUGUUUGGAAAUCCAUAGCACAUGGAGGUGUGGACAAUUCCAAACCUUUGUGGGGUCAAAAGGGGAAAAAAGGAAAGCAGGAUGUUGGCCAUCCUUAUUUCCUUAUGUCGUUUUUACACUGUGCAAAGCAAGCGGAUCUGUGGCCGAUAGUGGAAGACAUCAAUGAGAUACAAAGUGUCAAGAAGAAGGCCUUUUCAGCAUCUCCGCAGCAGGCACCACACCAAAGCAGAUUUUCCUGCAGGUGGGAAUGAGGGGAAAAAGAGAGAGGCCCCUUCCCCACAACUGCUACUUUCCAUUUGAGGGCCCACAGGAAGGGCUAAGUGGGCUUCAUGUGGUAAAGCACUGCCUGUAUGGCAAAGUCCCUUGGCAGUGAAGUUCCUCAUUCAAUUCCAUUGGAAGCUUUCAGGACACAGAAGAGGAGGUUGCUGGGUCAAUGCACAGGAAUUGUUAAAUAAGAGUGAGCAAGCCACAUACACACACACGCACAAGCACAGGUCAGACCAGGUGCUAAGACUUUGGGUUUCAUGAAAUACCAAGUCUCUCUGUGUGCUUCUGUAUCCAGUUCUACGGGGAGUCAAGCCAAAACUGCUUGAUUGUGGUGACUAGACAUGCCCAAUGGGUUCAUUUAGCGUGGUAUUAAAUCUCUAGGUGCACCAAAAACCCUCAACUGGAUGGUUUGCCAUCCCUCUGCUGUUGUUUUCCUCUAUGACCAAGUGCUUUGUGAUUAUAGACAAGGAAAUAUACACAGCGCUAGAACUGGCUAAAGCUUGUGCAGUAUGGAAUGCAAAACAAAA
Messenger RNA from Pogona vitticeps (central bearded dragon), 5880 nucleotides. RefSeq names its product mastermind like transcriptional coactivator 3 (gene MAML3). The record is from RefSeq and is a predicted model, not a curated record. Gene Ontology annotation, molecular function: transcription coactivator activity. Gene Ontology annotation, cellular component: nuclear speck; nucleoplasm. Gene Ontology annotation, biological process: Notch signaling pathway; positive regulation of transcription of Notch receptor target. Lineage: Eukaryota; Metazoa; Chordata; Lepidosauria; Squamata; Agamidae.